GACCGUUUCAAAAUAUUUUUUUUGGUUUGAUUCAUUCUGGUUUUAGGUCUUACACUGUCUGAAAACCAUUAUAAAUAGACAUCUCACCCUCAUUCACUUUCCAAUAUAUACAACAAACCCUCUUCACCUAGCUAGCUUUAGUUUGUAGUACUCCUUAUAUGCCUUAUAUGCCUUUGAGCCCUUCACAUAACAACAUCAUAGCCCCUUCUUGUUAGUGUGAAAACGAGAAAUGGGAUCAGGAACUUCUCCCUGUGCUUCCUGCAAGUUGUUGAGGCGCCGGUGCGCCAAAGACUGCAUUUUCGCCCCCUACUUCCCUCCUGAUGAUCCUCAGAAGUUCGCCAUGGUUCAUAAGGUUUUUGGUGCAAGCAACGUUAGCAAGAUGUUACAGGAGCUACCUGUUCAGCAGAGGGGAGAUGCAGUAAGCAGUUUAGUAUACGAAGCAAAUGCAAGAAUGAGAGACCCGGUUUACGGCUGUGUCGGUGCGAUUUCUUACUUGCAGAAUCAGGUUUCUCAGUUACAAAUGCAGUUGGCAGUGGCUCAAGCAGAGAUUUUGUGCAUUCAGAUGCAGCAGCAGGAGCCACCAACCAGUACUACUGCUUUACCUACAAAUCAUCAUCAUCAUCAUCAUCAUAACCAACUGCUUGACAUUCCAGAUGAUAAAUCUCUCCUUUUAUCCACUGCUGCUAACUUCAAUAACCUACAACAGUACCUUAGUUUCGCAGCUAAUUCCUCCACCAAUGUAAUGCAAGACCCUCUUAAGAGAGAGUCUCUUUGGACAUAA
This is a messenger RNA of Oldenlandia corymbosa var. corymbosa, 781 nucleotides long. The record is from the annotation of a GenBank genome assembly. NCBI's taxonomy places the organism in Eukaryota, Viridiplantae, Streptophyta, Magnoliopsida, Gentianales, Rubiaceae.